AUGUAUCCAGGAAAACCACUUAUAACCAAAGUCAUCAUGAGUGCGUUGACAUUUAUCCUUAUAUUGGCGUGUGAACUCGGCAACGGUCUAAUGUUCGCUGUGAUUGCUCGGUUUAAGUCGUUACGAACAAUUCAGAACAUCUUGAUCGCCAAUCUUUGUCUGGUGGAUUUUCUAAGUGCAGUUAUAGCCUUUACUAUGUAUAUGAUUUACACAGUUUUAGAGGCUGGUUGGUUUAGGGGCAAAGCAUUAGGAAUUCUCACAUGCGGUUUCGAUCGGCUCUUUGCGACACUAAAUCUACUUUCUAUGCUCGUCAUUUUGGUAAACAAGUACCUGGCAAUUUCGUAUGGUUUUAAGUAUCUUGCUUGGAAAACAAAGACGAAUGCAGUCAUCUGUAUUUCUCUCGUUUGGUUUGUCAGUAUUAUUUCGACGGUCUCAUCCUUGAUCCUGCUUUCCGACAUCAAUCUUGGUGAUGCGCAUGUUAUUCACUACAGAACUGAGAUCUUUAAACAAGGAAAACUCUUCGUCGCUGCUACAAGAGCGUUUUUUGUCUCCUUUGCAGUAAUACUGUCGUGCUUGACAGCUCGUGCAAUACAGAUGGAGAAAAAAAAGGUACCAAAUUAUGUUUGUUUUGUUUUGUUAAUUGUCAUUCACUGUCAUUUAUGUAUUUUUGGAAUCAUCUCACGGAUGAUGGACGCGGGUAUAUCUGCCCGAGAGGAAUCGAAUUGGCCAAAUAGUAGCUUUAGAUAAUUAUGCAAGACUUUCUCAUAAUAAAACGAAGAAUCAAUAGUGACAUCAUAAAUGCAUCUGUCCUCCAAUAAUAAAUGCGUGCGUAAUAUAACUUAUUAUAUCAUCCAAAUCUCUAACCCAGACCCUAUCGUUUAACUGCCACUGAAAUGUAGGCUUGGCCGUGGAAGGCGUGGGUACGACACUAAUAUUAUCCAUGAUAGCAUAAAAAGGAAUUGUUGCAUAACCAGUAUUUAUUUUUUGCAGAGGGGAGUGAUGAACCUAUGUGCUACGCAGGCCGUGGCUCGACUUAAACAGGACCUAAAAGCCAUCAAAACCAUCUUCAUUACAAUAGCUGCAUAUUUAUUCUGCCACAUUCCAGUCGUUGUGUUUGCUACCAUAGGUCUUCAGGAAGUGAACCAGGCUCAAAUGUGGUUUGCAUUCAUUGCUUGGUAUUGUGCUUACUUCUCGAGCGCUGUUAACCCGAUUAUAUACUAUACUCGUUUACCUCGAGUCCGAUGUGCCGUCAAGCAGUUUCUUAAAGAUCCCUUUGGA
Molecule: messenger RNA, 1278 nt
Organism: Pocillopora meandrina
Lineage: Eukaryota; Metazoa; Cnidaria; Anthozoa; Scleractinia; Pocilloporidae
Source: the annotation of a GenBank genome assembly